Esox lucius (northern pike) is the source of this 3946-nucleotide messenger RNA. RefSeq names its product neurexophilin-1. Bases 254 to 1111 code for a protein of 285 amino acids. Gene Ontology annotation, molecular function: signaling receptor binding. Lineage: Eukaryota; Metazoa; Chordata; Actinopteri; Esociformes; Esocidae. The record is from RefSeq and is a predicted model, not a curated record. The transcript has 2 exons.
CUAAUCCUGCAAUAAAGAAUUCACCGUUCAAAUCUUACAAUAGAAAAAACUUUGAUUAUUAGAUUUUUAACCCUCGCUCAGUCUAAAGAUUGGUCCUUGCUAUUUGCCGGGUCUGUUUUGAGAUUCCUUAAGAUUCAUCACUAGGUUAGUUGUGGAAUUGCUUUCAUUCAGUUGUUUUCAAAAAAGGGUUUAUGUUGUGUAAUGGAUUCUGAGUAGUUUUGACAGGUUGGCAAGUGAAGGACUACUGGGAAAAAUGAAGUCCACAUGUUGGUGUGUUGUUCUUCUGUCAUCACUCCUCUCUAUAGUAACUAUUGUCGAUUCAUCUGCUUCUGGAAGUUCUAAUGUUCUGAAGACAGAGAGUCUGAAGUCGAGAGCGAAGGACCUCUGGAAAUCAGACACCAGUAAGGAUUUAUCCAUCAGCCGCCUGCUCUCCCAGUCCCUUUAUGACAAGAACCUUACUGACCUAAAUCAGAACUCGUACAAGUUGAAAACAUACUCUAAACAGGAACUGGAUCUGAACUACGACAAGUUGGGACCGUAUUCUAAACAGGAACUCUUGGACUGGGUCUACAACACCUCUGGCCUCAAUCCUCCCCGCUCCCGAUCCAAGAGAAGACCCAUCGUCAAGACGGGCAAGUUUAAGAAGAUGUUCGGUUGGGGCGACUUCCACUCCAACAUCAAGACAGUCAAGCUCAACCUGCUGAUCACGGGGAAGAUCGUUGAUCAUGGCAACGGCACGUUCAGCGUCUACUUCCGCCACAACGCCACAGGCCAGGGCAACGUAUCGGUGGGGCUGGUGCCGCCAAGCAAGGCUGUAGAGUUCCAGCUGCAGCAGUCAACGGUGCUUGAGCCCAAGGACACCAAGCUGUUCAACUGCAGGGUGGAGUACGAGAAGGUGGAGAAGGGCACCAGGAACUCCCUGUGUGCCCACGACCCCUCACAGAGCUGCCCUCAGGAGCAGACACAGAGCCACGUGUCCUGGCUGUGCUCCAAGCCCUUCAAAGUCAUCUGUAUCUACAUCUCCUUCUACAGCACCGACUAUAAGCUGGUGCAGAAAGUUUGUCCGGACUACAACUACCACAGCGACACUCCCUACCUCCCCACGGGGUGACUGGCUGAGCCGCUGCGGGAAAGGAGCGGAGACAGGGCACCGGGUCCUGAGAUGUGUCAGUCAUUUGAGCGGUAGGCUGGCACUGCCCUGAAUAAAACAGGGGGGAUGCUGUUCUGUUAGACCUGAACAGUUAAAAAGUAUUAUUAAAGCUAAUGUAUCCCUGCUGCUUGUGCGAUCGCUACACUGAGCAGACCUUCCCUAUGGCCAUUGUACAAGCAUGUAGGACGCAACAUUUCCUGGCUUGGUUAACUUUCUACUCGUGUAUUUCGAAAGUGCUCAGCUGGAUCACUCCCUGAAGAUUUGCAACUAUGUAAAUAAUAACAGAUAAAUCCCUUACGUCAUUCUUUUUUUUCUUCUAAUUGGACUCUUUGUGUUGAUGGAAUAAUAUUUUGAAAAUUCUGUCUCUGUUGUUAUCCAUUUCUGUUUAUUACUGGUAAUCACAAAGUGGAAUCAAAUAAGUAGAUGUCAGCUAAUUGUGAAGGAGAGUGUUAGAAUGCAUUAAGACUGGCCAUCUUGUUUGUAUCUGAAUAACCUAACGUAGCAGGUGUAAAAAAAAAAAAACACCCCACCUAAAACCAGAUCCACUAUGAUGGUGUUGAUAAGACUGAAACAAUAUCUUUAGAGAAGUUCUCUUCUGCAUUGUUCAACAAAUAUAGGAAGCACAAAGGAGGUAUUAAGAUAAAGUCUACAAUUAGUUGUGUUACAUUUUAAGAUUUGUUAAAUUCCAGAACUAGUUGUAAUGAACAAGAUGUUUCCACAAAAUGUUCUGGAACAAUCUUGAACCAACGUUAAGGUAUGUUUAACUCCAAUUUGGGGUGGCGAGGCGAAGAACAUUGAGUAGCAUGUUUAUAGGACUGUGGCCAUGUUGACAAAGGUCCUCAGACCAGAACUCAGCCUCAAACCCUGACCACUCCUCAGCUUCAUGUGUGAAUGUUUCAUUAAAUGAAAUGUGGCAGAAUGUUAAAAAAACUGUGAAAGCAGCUCUUUUUAAAGUCCACAAACAGAAAUUGCACCACGAUUGGUAACAUCUUUUAAAAAAUAUUUAUUUAUUUUAACCUCUUUAAAGUUUAACCUCUUUAACUUCUUUAAACUUUCUUUAUUCAAAUUAUAUUUUCAAUUAUUUAAAAUCAACGUCUUGUGAUUUCCCCAUGAGAAAAUAACAUGUCAAGGAUUCACUGUCUAUAAUUGCUUAAAAUAACACUGAUAAAAUUAAAGGAAACUACAGCAUGCAAGGAGCUGCUUCGAAAGGCAUAAACAGGUCAUGCAAUAAACUGCAGGGUUCGCACAUUAUAACAGCCAUAUAAUCUCACUUCUGAUACCAAGAAUGCAAAUUCUGGAUGAUUAUGACAGUGAUAACACUAUGAUACUGGAUUUUUGAUUUGGCCAUUAAGCUUUCAUUAUGCUAAUGUGAUGCUUGCAGCAGAUUGUGAAACAUCUACAAAACCAUCACUGUGAUCGCCAUCCCUGUGUGAGAGCAUAUUGUCUGGGAUUUACUCAGAUACAGUAGGAAUAGGAAUCCAUUAUGAAAUGGAUAGGCACCUGGAGGUAUAGUGCUUUAUGCUCUUUGCAAAGUACAAUGAAAUAGUGAAUUAUUACUAUUUAUGGUAUUUAGUACUGCACACUUGCAAACAGACUCAUUUAGAGAUUUUGACACAACCUAAAAAAGGAAAGCUAUGUUUGACAAGGUGCUGAAUAACUAAUUGUACAUUUACAUGCAAUGUUCUUUACAUUUUCCUGUGUAGACUGGGGACCAUUUGAUGAGAUGGUUGAGAGUGUUGAAAGAGAUUUAUCAUGGUAAUGAACAGAGCUGACAGAAAGAAAUAUUAACAUUUGACUCAUAAAUUGAGAGCAGUUAUCUGUCAUCAUGGCUACUGCAUGACAAAUGUUUCAGAUUACUUUUUUGAGAGACUCUUCCAUUUUUAUAAAGAGUCAUCUUCUACACAAGGUUGACUAUUUUAAUAUACUGGAGCCUCUUCUUUUACAGAAUACACUACUACUUGAGUUAUAGUAAAUAUUUUCAAAAAUAUAUACGAGAAAUGCUUAAAUUGCAAUCUCAUUUUUAUGAAUUAAACUCUGUCAUUAAUAUACUGUCAUGAUUUACAAAAUGAUCAAGUUAUAAUAUACUGUCAUGAUUAACAAAAGGCUUUUAAUUAUGAAAUUAUCAGCCGUCCCAGAUCCAGUGCUGAUUGUUUAAAUUGUCCUGGGCCAGAAUCAUGCUCCACUCCUCUGGUCUCCUCCUGCUCUCAGAGAACCUCCUGAUUAAUGUGGUCCGGGAGGGAGCUGUCACAAAUGGCAGAGGGAAUCAGGGGAUUUCUACUUCAGAAUCCCAAUGACACCCAGCAGCUGCAAUGAACAGAUGACUAACCACUGGCCUUUUGCCUGCCAUUGGAGACUGACUGCUAGAUGGGGGUGAGCUGUAAACGUUGCCUUGACAUUUAGGUGGAUUAAAAAGUUCUUCGGAUCUGGCUUUCCUGGUGCCAGAGGUAGUUGGCUUCGUAAUUAUUUGUCGCUUGGUCUUUUUUUCUGGAAGCUAUGAUAAAAAGUUGCUGUGUACCAUGCUCAUUUACAGUCCUUCACUUAUUGUAUGUUGGACCACUUCGUUAAAUGACUUCUGUAUCGGAUAUGACAUCUGCAUUACUGACCAAAUAGCAUAUCACUCACAAACCGAUAAUCAAAUUGGAUGUCAAAUUACUUAUUUGAGUAUGUGGAAUUGGAAUCUAAUUCCAGUAUGAUUCUUUGCUGUCAGUUCAUAUCAUGUAAUAUUAUUGCAGCAUUCAUUUCAUUUCUUGGAUUGAAUAUGUGGGGUUCAUUUCUGUGUGAAAUACUGACAUAUUA